GAAAUUUACGUAUCUCUCUCUCUCUCUUCUCUCCUCUCUCUUGUCUCUGUACUUCGAGGCGGAAAACCGAAACCCCUCACCAUUUUCCCUCGCUUUUCAAAAGGAAGAAAAAAACAAGGGUCCGCACUGAAAAUUUUCCCUUUCACCUCUUCAAAUCCCUGAAUACAAAAACCCUAAUUUUGAAACCCACCAAUUCUCUUAUCUUUUCCCACCAUUCACAAUUUCAACUUACCCGAAAAACAACAACUUCCCCGAAAAAAACCCACAUUCAAAACCCUAAUUUUUGUCAUCCCCAUCACUCUCUACAACUCUCUCGAAAUUUCCAUGGAUACCCACCUUACAGAACCUCGAGAAUUGGACUCUUCGACUUUUGAUUCAGUUGUUUUGAAGCAAACCCUAGAUGGGUUUUCCCCCAAUUCACCCUCUCCGCCUCCCCCGAUUGAAACCCUAGACGAUCUUUUCAAUUCAUCUUCAGGUCCUUCGGAUUCGAAUGCCGAUGAUUCCUCCAAUUUCGACUACUUGUCGCCUUGUCCCGACGAAACCCUCGAUGAUCAGUCCGAUUCGGCUUUGUUUCUUGAUGUUGAUUCCCAAGAAGACGAAGAAGAAGAUGAUACAUUGCAUUCUUCGCCAGUGAAUACUGCUCCGGCGUACUCGUCUUCGCAUUGGUCGACCACGCCAUGGGACUCUCGCAGAGGGAAGAGUGAAGAUACCAAGGCCUUAAGCUUAGAUUGGCCUGAGCCGUGGUUGUUGGGUGAAGAAUUGAAACCCUCGGAAUUGGGUUUGUCUGAACUGUGGUCUUUGCAGGAAGAAACUGAAACCAAGCCCUUAGUUUCAGUUUAUGUUGAUUGGUACAAUGAAAUUAAGCCUGCUAUUGUGGGUUCUGGGCUUGCAAAUCUAGGCAACACUUGCUUUCUUAAUGCAGUCUUACAAUGUUUUACAUACACGGUGCCGCUUAUUCAGGGUCUUUGGUCAUACUAUCACCCAAGGCCUUGCUAUCGUGAUAUUGAAGGGUUUUGUGUACUUUGUUCUCUUCGUUACCACAUUGAACUCUCACUGACUUCUAUGGGCAGAGUUGUUACCCCAUGGACGUUUGUUGACAAUUUGAGCUAUUUAUCAUCUAAUUUCCAGAGAUUCCAGCAGGAAGAUGCUCAUGAAUUUCUACAAUGCUUUCUAGAUAGACUUGAAAGCUGUUAUAUUUAUUCGAAUAUGAAGGAUAUGGCUUUUCCUUUAGAGGAUGAGAACUUGGUCAAGCAAGUUUUCGGUGGUCGUCUAAUUAGCAAACUUCAAUGUUGCAAUUGUGGUCACUGUUCUGACACUUACGAGCCCUUGAUUGACCUGAGUUUAGAGAUUGAGGAUGUGGGUUCACUUCCUAGUGCUCUGGAAUCUUUCACCCGAGUGGAAAAGAUUGAAGAUCCAGAGACAAAGUUUACCUGUGAAAAAUGUAAGGAACGAGUGUCAGUAGAGAAGCAGCUUCUAUUGGACCAGGCUCCCUCGGUUGCUGCAUUCCAUUUGAAGAGAUUCAAGAAUGAUGGCUCUUAUGUUGAGAAGAUUGACAAGUUUGUGGAAUUCCCAUUGGAGCUGAACUUGUUGCCGUACACUAGUGCCAGUCAGAAUAAUAAUGUGGAACUGAAAUAUGAUCUGUAUGCAAUUGUGGUUCAUAUUGGAUUCUCGUCCACUUCUGGGCAUUACUAUAGCUUUGUGCGUUCAGCCCCAGAUGCGUGGUUCAGGUUGGAUGACUCAAAGGUUGUUAGAGUUCGAGAAGAUUAUGUGCUUUCUCAGGAAGCCUACAUUCUAUUCUAUGCAAAGCGGGGCACACCCUGGCUUUCAAGUUUGAUGGAAACAGAUAAGUCAUCUGUAGAUCCAACCGUAUCAAACAAUUCCCCCAAGUCAGUUUUAGAUAACGUGGAUCACAUUUCUACAUCAUCCCCUCACGUGGCAAAUAAUUGUAGUUGUGAAAUCAACAAAGCCAGAGAGGAUGUGGUUGGAAUUUCUGUGGAGCCUUCUAAUGGAUUUAGACAUGAUGGGGUUGAAGGUAAUGAGUCUCAAAGGUUAUCUACUCCAGUGCCACCGGAGAUAAGUGAUUCUACCAGCGGAGCUUCAUGUGAAGUUGAGAAAAAGUUAUCUCCAUCUGUUCUUACAGAAAAUAGUUGCAAUCAAGAGUUUGAUGAAGUUAAGAACGGUGCCAAUAUCACUUCUUUAACGCCCCCUAGCCCCCCUAGCCCUGAUAUAUAUGCAGAAGAGCCUCCAGUAGCCAGUUAUUCUAUCCCAUGUGGUGAACCGUUAUCAGAGAGACAAGUGCCUUGUAAAAGAGAAUUGGACAAUGAUCUAGAGGAGGAUUCACACAGAAAGCAGGCUCGUAAACUAUUGAAAAACAUGCCCAAUACCAGGAGCGCAGAAUUAUUGGCUGCCAUGAAUGGGUCUCAAGGUUCUUCGAACAGUAAGAGGGGCGGGAGAGUGGAAUUGUCUUCAAACAGAAAUGAUAGGCCUUCAAGUUCUCACCAUAAGGCCAAUCUUGACUCGUUUUUGCGUCCGGUUGCUGCUGGAAGUUUACGCUGAACAGGUUCGACGGACAUAGAUGUUUUGUAGAUGUUGACAGUAAACUCUCUUGUUCCUUGGGAAUAUUUGGCUCCAUAGGUUUGUUUAUAUUUUGUUUCAGAUGUAGAGUUUUGAGUUGAAGUUUUAUUUGGGCUAUGCUAGUUCUACAAAUGUUUUAAGCAAACAGAUAGUGUUUUAGAUCAUGAAGUAAAUUGCAAUUCGCUACCAUUGUACAUAACUCAUAAAAGAACCUUAUAGAUCAAUGGAGCCUCCUAUUGAGUUUUUUUUUUAUUAUAAAUUUCAGGUUUAAAUUCUUA
This is a messenger RNA of Camellia sinensis, 2852 nucleotides long. It is a transcript of the gene UBP20, whose product is annotated as ubiquitin-specific protease 20. Gene Ontology annotation, cellular component: nucleus; cytosol. Gene Ontology annotation, biological process: protein deubiquitination. The record is from RefSeq and is a predicted model, not a curated record. Gene Ontology annotation, molecular function: cysteine-type deubiquitinase activity. Lineage: Eukaryota; Viridiplantae; Streptophyta; Magnoliopsida; Ericales; Theaceae.